CCGGUGAGUAGUAGGGCGGGGUUGCAAGGCUGCGCCGUCGACGGCCACCGCGGGGCGGUGGACAAACGCGGGCCUGGCGGAUCGCAGCAGCCCUCGGAGACCGCGAGGGGACCGGGAGCCGCUGGGACCCCGGCUGCGCGCCCCUCGGCCCGGCCGGGAGUCGCGCCAGUCGGAGCCCCUGGCCGAGCGCGGCUCGCCUCCCUCUCAGCGUUCCUCUGUCCGCAGUGCAGCCAGCGGGUAUGACCGAUCCACCAGGGGCGCCGCCGCCGCCGGCGCUUGCAUGCCGCGGAUGAAGAAGAAAGUCCGUCCCCGCUCUGCUCAAAGCGAGAAGGCGGCUCAUUGCAGGGAGUUGAUCAGGGGUAAGAAAACGACCCGUAGCAAGAAAGGGACCGGGACCAAGGAGGUGACCCCGUUAGAGGAAGUGAUCACGAUCGACGAGGCGACCCAGACCGAAGAGGUGGCCGUGGCCGAAGAGGUGACCCAGACCGAGAGCAUGGCCCAGAUUGAGGAGAUGGUCCAGACCGAGGAAAUGGAAACAACUGGAGUUAGCGUGACCGUCACCCACAGCAAUGAGAGGUAUGACCUUCUUGUUACCCCACAGCAAGGUAGUAGUGAACCAUGUGUGCAAGACCUAGCUCAGCUUGUGGAAGAGGCCACGGGGGUUCCACUGCCUUUUCAGAAGCUCAUAUUUAAGGGAAAAUCUCUGAAAGAAAUGGAGACACCAUUGUCAGCACUUGGAAUACAAAAUGGUUGCCGAGUCAUGCUAAUUGGGGAAAAGAGCAAUCCAGAGGAAGAAGUUGAGUUAAAGAAGUUGAAAGAUUUGGAGGUAUCUGUAGAGAAGACAGCUUACCACUUGGAAGAUUUGAACAAAGAACUUUUUGGCAUCCAACAGGGUUUUCUGGCUAAGGAAUUGCAAGCAGAGGCUCUCUGCAAACUUGAUAGGAAAGUAAAGGCCACAAUUGAGCAGUUCAUGAAGAUCUUGGAAGAGAUUGACACAAUGGUCCUACCAGAAAAUUUUAAAGACAGCAGGCUAAAAAGGAAGAAUUUGGUAAAAAAGGUUCAGGUGUUCCUAGCUGAGUGCGACACGGUGGAGCAAUACAUCUGCCAAGAGACAGAGCGGCUGCAGUCUACGAACUUGGCGCUCGCUGAAUGAAGUGUGGGAGAGAGUGACUGUACUGGCCUGAAAAGCAGCUUCACGGCUCAGUCCUCUAUGGAACAGAAGCCGCUUGUUCCUCCAGCACUGCCAGAGGCAACUGGCUAAAUGUCAAUUUCCCUACUCCUCCAUCGGUUCUCAAUGAAGAAGCACUAUCUCUGCAACUCUGAAGUAGA
Messenger RNA from Alexandromys fortis (reed vole), 1329 nucleotides. It is a transcript of the gene Bag1, whose product is annotated as BAG cochaperone 1. Gene Ontology annotation, biological process: protein stabilization. The record is from RefSeq and is a predicted model, not a curated record. The transcript is spliced from 7 exons. The coding region runs from base 281 to 1153 and encodes 290 amino acids. NCBI's taxonomy places the organism in Eukaryota, Metazoa, Chordata, Mammalia, Rodentia, Cricetidae. Gene Ontology annotation, cellular component: cytosol; nucleus; cytoplasm. Gene Ontology annotation, molecular function: adenyl-nucleotide exchange factor activity; protein-folding chaperone binding.